This is a messenger RNA of Trichoderma asperellum CBS 433.97, 2460 nucleotides long. RefSeq lists its product as uncharacterized. Gene Ontology annotation, molecular function: microfilament motor activity; actin filament binding. Gene Ontology annotation, cellular component: cytoplasm; myosin II complex; myosin filament. Lineage: Eukaryota; Fungi; Ascomycota; Sordariomycetes; Hypocreales; Hypocreaceae. The record is from RefSeq and is a predicted model, not a curated record.
UGCCAUAAAUUGUACCAAUGAGCCAUGCCGUGAUGUUUGCCCAUCAUUUGGUCGGGUUCAAGCUUUUAUUACGCGUUCAAGAGUGAUUAAUGUGAAAGUAAAAAGAAAGAAGGCAGAAAUACCUCAGAAUCCAUCGAAAAUGGAGGACCUUUCUGCUGCGUUACGCCGUGGCCGGCGAUGCAGCACCAGCAUGAAUGUCAGAUCGCAAGAGCCUCAGGCUCCAUCGGCUGCUCCAAAGACUCCCCGCCGAAGAAAGAGAGGCGCUCGACAUUCUGACCCAGGCUCUGCCGUAUAUUUGAGCGGUCUUACUCCAAUGGUGCGCCGCACAUCUCUUACAGCCUCGAAUAGACGGUCGGCCGCCCCCGCAAGCGGCGCUGGCUCAGCUCCUCGAUUAAAUGGCCAACCCGCGGCUGUCAAUCUUCACCAGACAAUUGAUGGCCGGGUUGAGCGCCGGAUGCGCCGCAAUGGCCUCCGCGAUAUGCUUAAUAAAAUUGACCAAGAGAAACGGCGCAGUGAACAGUUGGCUAAAGCACAGAUUACCAAGCUCAAGGCCGAACUCAGAGCCCGUGACAGAGAAAUCUAUAGAAUGCAAAAUGCAACCAUGAUUUUCGAUACCGAACGGAUUUGGGAACUGGAGCAGCAAGUAAAAGAACUUAAAGGCCAGCUUGCGACAAAAAGCAUAGCAAGCGAGGAGGCUACACAGUAUUAUAGCUGCGUCUGGCCGUCGACACCAAGUACUGCUUCAACGGAUGACCUCAUGGACAUGACUCAAGAUGAGGACCAUUUCGGUGAUAUGGCUGCGGAGACCAACACGCCAUCUCGAGCGAGACCUCCCUUCUUAACUCCUCCCGCAACAAGUCCAACCAGGCCUGUAUCGCCAUUCUCUAAGGAUGUGUCACCAACCCCGGAUGCUCAUACUGAGAUGCGGCUGAACUCUCCAGACGCAGAUAAGAAGCAGCUAGAAGACGAGAUUGCAACUUUGGAAUUUGAAGUACAGGAACUGACAGCAACUUUGGACUCGUAUAACGCCUUGGGUGCGCGCAUAAGCGAUGCACUAUCAGGGGGGACUCUAAGGGACAAAGGGACGUCGUCUUCCCUCGAAGCAAUCGAGAACCAGGUCCAGUUACUCUUACAAACCAUGUCCGAACGAGCAGCAGCAGUUACACAUCUUACCAAUGCCAUUAGCGAAUUAGGGUUUCCAGGUACUGAUGCCAGCGAGAUGAUUAUGUCGCUUGCUUCUGAGUUUCGGUCUGCUCGCCUCGAGCUGGAGUAUCUCGCACCGGGAGAGCCCACAUUGCCUGUUACCGCUCAUGGCGCCGACAUAUUGGAUCUACUACUGGAUCGCAUGCGAACCUUGUCAAGGAAGACAAGGGAAGAUGAAGAUUCGAUUGACAAAUAUCAUGAAAUAGAACGUUCUCUACGCAAGCAGCUUGAUUCACGAAUCUCCGUCAUGGAAGAGCUUAAUAUCAAAGUCACCGAGGCAUAUCGUGCCUUGGAUGAGAAAGACAGUCACAUCAGGGAGCUUGAAAUCGGCAACAACCGACUCAAAGGCGCCGUUGAUGGCUACGUUCGUGAUAUAACAGAGCUCGAAGGGUUAAUAGAGCGCAUGGAGACUGAGCAUCGUGAAUCAAUAAACGCGCAUGCUGCUCAGAAAAAGUCAAGCGAAGAACUACUCACCGCCAAAAACGCCACAAUUGCCGAGCUAGAAGCAAAGAUUGAAGAGGCAGUCGCUCAAACCGCAGAGCUUCUUAACGAGAUGAGCUCCACUGAGGCUAAUUUUGCUCGACAAACGAUCACCAUCAGGAAGCAGCACGGCGCGGCUCUUGCUGUUCGUGAUACGCGGGUCGCAGAGCUGCGUGAUGAGAUUGAUAGAGUUACUGAGUCGUUGCGGGUUGCUCGCGAAACUAUUCAUGCUCUACGGGCUGAAAAUAGCGGGAUGAGGGGUCUGAUGGAAGAGGAGAGGAGGAAGGCGAAAGACGCCAUGGAUUCAAUGAAGGAAGAACUACAGCGAGUUUUGUACUUGAGUCAGAGCUUCCUUGAAGAUGCUCAUGGGGCUUCUGCUAGUGGACGUGCUGCCACUAUUGAGGGAGAAUCGGACAAUUCACGGAUGAUUGUCCACAACCCGAGUCAGAUGGGAACUAGGAGAUUGAAGAGAAGAUAUGACAGUGGUUUGGAGCUUCUCAAUGAAGACGAGGCCGACAUUUGAAGUGGAUGACAGUCAAUCCUUUGGAGCAUUUGAAGAGCAUGUAUCUGGCGUUUGGUAGAAGGAGGAUAGGAACUCUCGUUAUGUGUAUUUUUUUUUGUACCUUGUCAUGUAACUGAUACCUAGGAACACAGCACUGCACUUCCUUAAGUCUAUCUAUGGUUAAUAGAAUAGAUUUGUUUAGAAUUCAUAGCUGGGUCGGCCUUGGUGAUCAUUUAAAAAUACCACACAUGCUUUGGAAUCAAUAUAUUUGAGUA